This is a messenger RNA of Mitosporidium daphniae, 1062 nucleotides long. RefSeq lists its product as uncharacterized. The coding region runs from base 1 to 1062 and encodes 353 amino acids. Lineage: Eukaryota; Fungi; Microsporidia. The record is from RefSeq and is a predicted model, not a curated record. The transcript is spliced from 2 exons.
AUGCUUCGCUAUACCAUACUUCAUGUUCUGCUUUUCUCGGUUUUCUUAACCCUUGUUUGUUCAGAGUCUGAAUUAUUUUAUUUAAAAAAUAAAAUCUCUGGGAAUGUUAUCAAGCUCAAGGGAUCUAGUAUUGAGGCCGGAAAGGAGGCAGAGGUUGGCGAGAAAAAAGAAACCGAUCCAACUCAAAAAUUUAUUAUUAAAGAUAAUAUGAUUUUGUUUGAAGCCAAUAAGAAUUAUGGCUUGGGCUUUUCCUCUGAAGGAACAAUUAAAUGUUAUGAUGUCGAAUCUCUUGGAAAAAAAAAGGAUCUUCCUAAGAAUCUUGGUACUGACAAGCAAUUAAAAGCCCAAUUUAAGUUUGACGAUGGUAAUAUCGUGUUUUUGAAGGAUGGAAACCUUGGUUUCAUCGUUGAAGGUGAUCAACUUAAGAUCGGCAAAGUUACUAAAGAUCCCAAGAAUAAGUUUAUUCAAGAAUAUAUGCAAUCAGGAUGUAGCAAAUCUUCUGCUAAACCUGGUGUAGACAAAGAUGUUCUCUAUGUGAUUGGUAUUCUUGAAGAUGGUGAUAAAGAACCCAWAAAGUUUCUCAAAACCACUGGUACAACAAAUUCAAAACCUGUAAAAUCGACACCCUCGCUGAGUGAGGCAACUCGCUUUAGGGUAACCGAAUUAGAAAAGGGCAUUUUCUACAUCUGUACCGAAGCCGGUGACUGCAUGGCAAGAUGUAACAGUUGCCCUGGUGACGAUAACAAUUCGGAAAGAAAUAUUAUUAGAUGUCAUCAUAGAUCCCCGAUCAAAAAAGAUAAAGGAUUCGGCUUGUGGGGAAUUCGAAAUGCGAUACAAAUUACCAAGGAACAAAAACAAGCAGGGCCCAAUGCGUCAGGCUGUGAAACAGUUUAUCCUGCUGGAACCACAGAGCGGCCUGACAGCACUAUAACAAAGACACCUCCAUUUAGUAUGAAAAUCUUUGACAAUCCUAUGGGUUUAAGACUUAAUAAUGAUGGUAUCUUGAGUUUUGGCAACACUCCCUCUGAGGACAAAAUUUUUGUUUUAAUUCCGCAAAAAUAA